CUUCUCUCCUCCUUGAUAUCGACAUCAAAAUUCUUUGCAACGUUCAUGCCGGUAUUGCGAUUUGGAAACUCAAUAUGGGAUCAAAAAGCCCAGAACACCAGCAGACUUCCGAUGCCUCCAACUCCGUCGAGCUCAAGUCAGUCAAUCCCGACCCCAAAAUCUCUCAAAGGGGCUCAGGCUCUGCCGAUUUGGAUCGCGGGGUUGUCGAUGACGACGAUGACGAUGACGCCAACGAGGAACCUGGGAUGAACAGCUCCCUCAAUGUCGAAAAGAAAAAGAAACGCAAAAGGUCCAAGAAGAAGAAGGCCAAAACGGGAACCAUCCCAACGACGGAGCUCAAGCAAUCAAUUCCACCGCGUGUGCUGCUCUCAGCCCUAUUCCCGUCCGAGUAUCCAGCAGGAGAGCUCGCCCCGUACGAAAACACUUCUCGCAUCACCGACGAAGAGUCGCGCUACACUUCUCGUCUCUGGGACGGAGCCUUUCUCUCCGAUUAUCGCCAGGCUGCAGAGAUCCAUCGUCAGGUUCGCCAAUAUGCGCAGGAAGAGCUCAUCAAGCCUGGAAGAAGUCUUCUCUCAAUUUCUGAGGGUAUCGAAGAUAGCGUUCGUGCGCUGGCUGGCCAUCAGGGACUUGAGGUUGGAGAUGGUCUGAAAGCGAGCAUGGGGUUCCCCACCGGGUUGUGCUUGAAUAACGUUGCGGCCCAUUGGACGCCCAAUCCAGGCGGCAAGGACGUUAUUUUGGAGAAGACUGAUGUGUUGAAGGUGGAUUUUGGAGUGCAGGUGAAUGGUCGCAUCGUCGAUUCUGCCUUUACAAUCGCGUUCGAUCACACGUACGACAACCUUCUUGCUUCCGUGCGGGAAGCAACGAACACUGGCAUCAAGCACGCCGGCGUUGACGCAAGAAUGAGUGACAUUGGCGCCGCGAUCCAGGAAGUGAUGGAAAGCUACGAAGUUGAGAUUGCCGGAAAGGUCGUACCUGUGAAAGCGAUCCGAAAUAUUACGGGCCAUGAUAUUCUUCGAUACCAUAUCCAUGGCGGCAAACAGAUUCCCUUCAUCAAGAACAACAAUCGAGACAAGAUGGAGGAGGGAGAAGUGUUCGCCAUCGAGACGUUUGGGAGUACUGGCAGAGGAUUCCUCAGGGAUGAUGUGGGGGUCUACGGCUACGGACGAAAUGAGCAUGUCUCAGGUGCCAACCUGCAUCUCUCAUCCGCAAAAGCUCUCCUCAAAACUAUCGACGAGAAUUUCGGGACCCUAGUCUUCUGCCGUCGUUAUCUCGAACGCCUUGGAGUGAAGAGCUACCAUCUUGCAGUAAGCAUUUCAGAAUACUAUUGCGUAUUGUACAAUAAUUGAGAUGAGAAACUUGCUGGAUAAUGGAAUCGUCGAGUCUUAUGCUCCACUUGUGGACGUGAGGGGCUCAUAUACUGCACAAUUCGAACAUACGAUUCUACUUCACAG
Molecule: messenger RNA, 1451 nt
Organism: Hyaloscypha bicolor E
Lineage: Eukaryota; Fungi; Ascomycota; Leotiomycetes; Helotiales; Hyaloscyphaceae
Product: aminopeptidase-like protein P
Exons: 7
Coding region: 75-1346 (423 amino acids)
Biological process (GO): proteolysis
Molecular function (GO): metalloaminopeptidase activity
Source: RefSeq, a predicted model, not a curated record